Hermetia illucens (black soldier fly) is the source of this 1456-nucleotide messenger RNA. It is a transcript of the gene ND-39, whose product is annotated as NADH dehydrogenase [ubiquinone] 1 alpha subcomplex subunit 9, mitochondrial. NCBI's taxonomy places the organism in Eukaryota, Metazoa, Arthropoda, Insecta, Diptera, Stratiomyidae. The coding region runs from base 117 to 1334 and encodes 405 amino acids. Gene Ontology annotation, cellular component: mitochondrion. The transcript is spliced from 4 exons. Gene Ontology annotation, molecular function: protein-containing complex binding. The record is from RefSeq and is a predicted model, not a curated record.
UGUCAUUGACACUGUCGUAGACCGACUGUCAGCUGUCAGUUGUGUCAAGAAUUCGAUCAUAAUAAUUUCUGUGGGGGUACGAAAAUAAAGAUCGGCACAGCUUAUCGAUAUACACCAUGAGUUCCCUCUUGCUACUCAAUUCCUCGCUUGUCUCGAGGCUCCCAACAAAUGCACUCGGAGUUGUGUGCUUGCGGGCCAACUACUCCACAGAGGGACCACGACCCCUGAAAACCACAAACUUGUCUGCGUUGAAGCGAGGAACUGGAGGCCGAAGCAGUUUCAAUGGGAUCGUGGCGACGGUUUUCGGCUGCACCGGUUUCGUCGGCCGAUACGUUUGCAAUAAGUUGGGAAAAAUUGGCACCCAAAUGAUUCUUCCAUACCGUGGAGACCAUGGCGAGGCAAUCAGGCUGAAACUAACCGGAGACUUGGGGCAAGUGCUGUUCCAUGUUUUCGACCUGCGAGAUGAGAAGUCGAUCCGAGAGGCCGUGAAAUAUUCGAACGUUGUAGUCAACUUAGUGGGACGCGAAUUUGAAACGAAGAAUUUUAAAUAUGACGAUGUUCAUGUGGAGGGAGCAAGGCGUCUUGCCAGAAUAUGCCGCGAGGCGGGAGUCGAUCGCUUUAUUCAUCUUUCUGCACUGAAUGCUACUCCAAAUCCGGAAUCGCAUAUCAUUCAAGGUGGCAGCAAAUUCUUGAAAAGCAAAUAUUACGGGGAGUGCGCAGUCCGCGAAGAAUUCCCAGAAGCUACCAUCAUUCGCCCGUCCGACAUCUAUGGCCAGGAGGAUCGCUUCCUGCGAUAUUACGCUCAUAUCUGGCGUCGCCAAUUCCGUGCUAUGCCCUUGUGGAAAAAGGGAGAGUGCACAAUCAAACAGCCAGUUUAUGUAGGCGAUAUCGCCCAAGCUAUCGUAAACUGUGCCAAGGAUCCAGAUACAGCUGGGCAAGUGUACCAAGCUGUGGGUCCGAAACGUUACCUCCUAAGCGAACUGGUGGACUGGUUCCACCGCGUGAUGCGUAAAGACGAGAAAUGGUGGGGCUACAUGCGUUACGAUAUGCGCUUCGACCCGACAUUCGUGAUGAAGACGAAAAUUACUGAACUUUUGUGUCCGGGAGCACCUGUAGGCGGUCUUCACAUGGAGCGAUUGGAAUUAGAAUGUGUGACGGAUGUUGUUGAAAGGGGCGUUCCGACACUGGAAGAUUUGGGAGUUCAAUUGAUGCCGAUGGAAAAUCAAGUUCCGUGGGAAUUGCGACCAUACCGGGCGGCCCAAUACUACGACGCUGAAUUGCAUGAGUUCGAAGAGCCUGCACCACCCAAGGCAAUCGAUGCAAGAUACGCCUGAAUUCCGACGUUUGUUCCAUAGGUGAGGUACGUUCUGUGUAUUUGGUAAGCAGCAGAGGACAGUGAAGUUUGCCUGACAUUUGUUAUUUGUCCGAUUUAAAUAAACUAAUGUGGAAUACAGUG